Anoplophora glabripennis (Asian longhorned beetle) is the source of this 3347-nucleotide messenger RNA. Its product is annotated as trichohyalin-like. The transcript has 6 exons. Lineage: Eukaryota; Metazoa; Arthropoda; Insecta; Coleoptera; Cerambycidae. The record is from RefSeq and is a predicted model, not a curated record. Bases 469 to 3072 code for a protein of 867 amino acids.
UUCGAAAAACAACUGCCGCGAUAUACCUGUCUUCUAGCCAAAGCCAGCUUGCUUUUAAACUACCUACCUGUUGAAUAUCGCAGCGAGUUGGCCGAAGACACGAAAGUACGGUGCAACGCCGACCGAGUCCGGUGGAUGGAAUAAAAACAACUGCCAAAUAAACAAUUUUUUCACGGGGAAUACGGAGAUUUCUGUCGAUUUCGAGUAGAUUUCCGGAGGAGUCCUGCGGAAAUUGUAUUUUUAAGCGGUUUCGCGUCCGAUUUGGUGAAGUGAGUGGUUUGUGGGUUUCUGUGCCCUUUGAGGAUACCUUCAGCCGAUUUUGACAAAGCACCUCUGAUACCAACUCGAAAGAACAACGAUCCAAUCGUUCAAGAAAAUGCCAUAAGUGGGUGGCUGGCCUUUAAAUUUUGAAUCUAUUUAGUGCCAUAAAGAGGAAAGACGUACUUUUACGGAUAAAAUGUGAUAAAAAUGGCUUUGAAGCUACGAAAAGACAUAAAGAAGUCCAGCUACUACGUGUGGUUCCUGGGCGCCAAAGAAUCCAAGGGUCUGAGGGGGUCGGAGUACAUACUACCGGUGAUAAAACACUUGGAAGAAAGAGAAAAAGACGUGGAACCCUUCAAAGUGACGCUCCAAGUGUCUCAUAAGGGCUUGAAAAUCAUCCAGAACAUCGUAUCGCAAGGCCAGAAGAAUUCCAAGCCUAAGAACGAAACUAUAAAGCAUUUCAUCCCGCACAACACCAUCACUUGUGUCUACCAGCACGAUGACAUAAUAGCCUGUAUCUUGUUGUUGUUUAACCCCGUGACGAAAUGUCCCCUGCACGUGCACGCGUACAGGUGCGACAGUCUGGAGACUGCCACGUUGCUGAAGAACCAGCUGCAGACGCUCAUCGAAAGGCCUGAGAAUCAGAAAAAGUUCGCCGAGAUAGAGAACAGGCUGAAGCCUCAGAAGGAGGUGAAGAAGGUGGAGAGUAGUAUCGGCAGCGACACAGGGACGUCUACAAGGGAGAGUGAGAGCAGUGAGGAAAGGUUCGCGGUGGAAAGCACACGAGUGACGACGCUGUACGACUCAGUGGCGGCAGAACUCAGGGAGAAAUUGGGGAAAAAGAACUCUCCCAUCCUGCUGCCCCCAAGGGAUUACGACACUGUACAUAGGACGAAGGGCAACCUCACCGGGAUCGAACUGAGGAGGUGCCUCAACGCCAACAUUGUAGGUCAAAACGUCAAGGGGAGGAGGUUGGAGAGUAGUGGGGGUAGUUCCGGGAUUGGGUCUGACCACCCGCCCAGUCCGGAUUCACCGGAAACGCCGGAUUCUAGGUUCAAUACUUUGGAUAACCAGAGCACAAGUGAUGAGGACUGGAAUGGCGACCCAGCCGAAUCCACGCUGUACCUCAUGCACCAGCCAACUCAGAUGACCCUACCUCGUCCCCAUAGAGACAAGUCACCAGAGCAGGUGCAGAGAUUCUCCAGGUACGCAGAGCCCCAGCCCAAGUACGAGGACGAUUACAGGCAGACUAAAUCCAAGAGGGACGAAACCAACAAGUAUUUGGAGAAACCGAUUGCGAAAUACUCUGAAAACAAAUACUUAGACCGCCAAAAGAGUUUGGAGAGGGAGAAGCAGUCCGUUAAAGACAAGAAUUUCGAAAGACAGAAAAGUUUCGAUCAUUUGGAAAGGGACAGAUUCUCUAAGACGUUAGAGAGGAGCGAUAGAUAUCACGAUUCGGAAUCUGAGAAAUAUUAUUAUCAGGAAAGUAGGGACAAAUACGACAGAUAUGAGAAGUAUCCUGAUAAUAACUCUAGAAAAUAUGAAAAGGAUGAGUUUACGUUUAGGAGAGGAGAGAAGGAGAAACCUGUAAAAUACUUUGAGGACGACGGAUUUGACGAAAAUAUAAGAUAUCGAAGUAAGUCUACUGAAUUCGACAGAGAAAGAUCGCAUCGUUUCGACUACGAAGAUGACUACUUUGAAGAAAAGCAAAGACAGCACAAAGAGUACCCCGUCCCAAAAACUAGGCAAAAAUAUGCAGGAGAAGACGACAGCAAAUAUUACAAGGAAAACAGUACAAAGUCCCGAUGCAUUCCCGAUGACCCUCGCUACUACACUGAACCGGAAGUUAAGCCUAGAUCAAUUUCUAAGUCUUCCCAAGGUGACAAAUACGAGAAAACAUUCAGUAGGGGCGAUAGAGAUCGCGAUAGGUCGGAACGAGACUCCAAAUCUGUUAGAUCGCAGGAGUAUUAUGAAGAAAGUACUAUUAAUAGAAAGAACGCCCAGUUUCGACAACGAUCGCCUUCGCCUGAAGACGACGUUAAGGCGCCGAGAGACAGAUUUAAGGACGCGAAGGAAAAAUUCUUGCUUAUGGAGAGGGAGAGGUUGGAGAAUGAGAGAAGGAGACCGGAACCACCCAUUUCCCCAGUGCGGUUGAAGGAGAAGAUCCAGUCCUAUUCCAAGAGGCAAGAUGGGGGUUAUCCAAAGGAGAAUUCGAGAUCGAAUUUCGACGAUCGGUAUUAUGAGGAGCAUCGAAGGAUUGAGGAACCAAGACCCACGCCAGCUCCGAGACACAUCCCUGAAGAGAUCAGGUACAGAGAAAGGGACCAGCGUUCUCACGAACGCGACGUGGACAGAUACCGCCACACAGACAAGUUCGACCCCAAGAGAAGGUCCAUGUUCUCCUUAAUAGAAGAAGAGCACAGGAAAAACUCGAACGAGAUCGCCAAGGAGCUGAAGAGACGGUCGUACCUGGAGGGGAACCACUUCGACGACGACGUGGACAGAUACGAUAGGGAUAGGGACAUGAGGGAUCGGCACUUCCAAGAGCUGCCCGAGUCCGACAGAUUCCUGGACAACUUUUCCAAAUCUAGCAUCGAUCUGGAUAAAGUAGGAGAGAUGAAAUACGACCAGAAGUUCGUGAAGAACCAGAAGUUGGUGAAAAAUUCGGCGGGAUACAGGCAUAGCUACGCCGAACCCAAAUUGAGGAUGGAGAAGAACGGGAAGAAACAUUUCUCGGAGAUGCUGCACAGGACGAACAGUUCCGUUAGUAACAAUGGGAGGGUUGGCAUUGCCAGCGUUCACCCGUAUUAAUCAUGGAGAAAAAGGAUUUAGUAAAGAUAUUUUAAAGAGGUAUUCAAAAUUGCUUCUAUAACAGUCCUUUCGUAUACUGCCACCUAUUUUGCUGUAGUAUAUGCAAGAUAUAUUACAAUUAAAAUGAAACAAUAUAUUUAAAAAAAUGUGCUGCCAGAUACACAAUAAAUAGAUGGUAAUAUUUUUACCUGUUCUGGGGUACUAUAUAUUGCUCAUUCAUAUUUAUAUAAUAUUUUUAUUAAUAUUGCUUUAAGUAAUAAGAAAGGAAUUUAUAU